Messenger RNA from Carlito syrichta (Philippine tarsier), 781 nucleotides. It is a transcript of the gene POLR2G, whose product is annotated as RNA polymerase II subunit G. Gene Ontology annotation, cellular component: P-body; RNA polymerase II, core complex. Gene Ontology annotation, molecular function: translation initiation factor binding; single-stranded DNA binding; single-stranded RNA binding. Lineage: Eukaryota; Metazoa; Chordata; Mammalia; Primates; Tarsiidae. The transcript is spliced from 8 exons. Gene Ontology annotation, biological process: positive regulation of translational initiation; DNA-templated transcription; transcription initiation at RNA polymerase II promoter. The coding region runs from base 60 to 578 and encodes 172 amino acids. The record is from RefSeq and is a predicted model, not a curated record.
GGUGUAGGCGCCAGGACUGGUGUAGGUGUGGACGCUGAGGUUCUGCCUCUGAGGGGAAGAUGUUCUACCACAUCUCCCUGGAGCACGAGAUCCUGCUGCACCCGCGCUACUUCGGUCCCAACUUGCUCAACACGGUGAAGCAGAAACUCUUCACCGAGGUGGAGGGAACCUGCACGGGGAAGUACGGCUUUGUAAUUGCUGUCACCACCAUUGACAAUAUUGGUGCUGGUGUGAUCCAGCCUGGCCGAGGCUUUGUCCUUUAUCCAGUUAAAUACAAGGCCAUUGUGUUCCGGCCUUUUAAAGGGGAGGUCGUGGAUGCCAUUGUCACUCAGGUCAACAAGGUUGGACUCUUCACAGAAAUUGGGCCUAUGUCUUGCUUCAUCUCUCGACAUUCUAUUCCAUCAGAGAUGGAGUUUGAUCCUAACUCCAACCCACCAUGUUACAAGACAAUGGAUGAGGACAUUGUGAUUCAGCAGGACGAUGAGAUCCGCUUAAAGAUUGUGGGGACCCGUGUGGACAAGAAUGACAUUUUUGCUAUUGGCUCCCUGAUGGAUGAUUACUUGGGGCUUGUAAGCUGAGUAUAGGAGCCUCCUACCUUUGGUUCUGACCUAGGAAGUAUGACUGUCACUUACCGUGUUGUCUCAAGGCCCAGUCUGGCUGCUGUUGGGAAGGCAGGAAUGGUACUUUGUCCCCUGAAGAUAUCUGGUGCUUCAUUUGGCUUAGCUGCCGCUUCCAAAUUUUUUACUGUGCUCUAACCAUAAAGAGUUCUUGGUUUUCUUGG